This is a messenger RNA of Paramecium octaurelia, 1261 nucleotides long. NCBI's taxonomy places the organism in Eukaryota, Ciliophora, Oligohymenophorea, Peniculida, Parameciidae. The record is from the annotation of a GenBank genome assembly.
AUGGCCUUAAUUCAUAAUCAGAAUGAUAUACAAAACAUGUUUAGUAAAGCGGGAAAGAUAACUUCAGAGAAAUAUAUAGUUUUCCAACGAAAAGAGGAGAUCAUUAACAAUAGGCCCAGGUAUUUCAAAGGGAAAUCUUAAUCGGCAGCUUCUUCAGAAGAGGUUAAUCAGUAAGUAGAUAAAAAAAUGCCAGAAAUAUCAAAUAAGAAAUCAUAAGAAUAAAUAACAGAAGCAGAAUUGAUUUAACGCAAAAAUUAAGUCAAACUUUCCUAGCCAUUCUCAAGGCAACUGUCCAGAUAAGUAGGCCAUUAUACAAAACUAAGUAAAGACAGCAAACCAUCUUGUGGAUAAUAUCAUGUUAAAUACAGUGAGCUCGAUAAGUAUUAAUUGAAAUAAUGAUUAAAAGAGCAGUUCACUCAAUUCAUGAUUAUGACAAAUCACUCAAGUAAACAAUUCCUCUAGAGGUGCCAGGAAAGCAUGGAGAGCCAGAGAAUAUUGAGUAAGUAAUGAAUAAAUACAUUUAUAGCAAACCAAUAGUAGAUAGGCCUCGAUUUUCUAGAACCUGUUUUCUUGAUUUAGUACGAUAAACUUAAAGGUAUAAAUUUAUGUGUUAUAAUUAGACCUGACAUAUUUUUUGGAAGACCAACACCGCAUCCUGAUAGAUUUACCUAUUUAAAUGUAACGGAUUCAUGGAGCAAGAUUCCUAGAACACCAUCAGUCUAAUUAGAGAAAUAAUUGUCUAGAGAUCAAAUGAUUAUUUAUAAAAAGAAAUAAUUUGCUCCUGAUUAUCAUCCAAAUUUUGAAUUUGGUAAAAAGUAUAUGAAUAAAUUAAUAAUUAGAUAAUUGGGUAGUUGUGGGGCUCCAUUUGACAAAUUAGAAUAGAGAAAGGAUAUUAUGACUAAAGUACCACCUUAUAAUCAUGAAACUUAUUUUGAAUUUGAUGUUUAUUCGAAGGAUCCAAAUAGCAAGCUUUUUAGAACUCCCACAGCUCCAAAUUUCAAAUAAAUGUUGGAUAGGGAAUAGGAUGGAAAAUCACUUUUGCCAAGCUUUAUGUAGGUAAUGAAAAUUUUUGACUUAUAAGAAAUAUUCAAAUACUCGUAUGGGCAUUACUCAUUUGCAUUAAAAAAUGUUAGAAGUGAACAACUUUAGAGAUGGAAGAUUUCAAACAGUUACUUCAAGUUUCUUACCAAGUAAAGGUUUCAAGAAAAGGCCGCAAUUGGAUGAAUCAAGUGAAGAGAUUGAACAAAUGGAAGAUUAAUGA